CUCCGCCAAUGAUAAAGUCUAUUGAUCCUAUUCUCCACCGAUGAUUAAGACCAUUAAGCACCAAUUUGGACGAAUUUAUUUCGAAUGACAUUUUCAUAAUUUUUGGGCCAUUUUUCUCGACAGGCCAUUUUCCAUGGAUUUAGCAGUCUAUAGAUCACAGAUUCGACUUGAGGCUAUUCUUCAUCAAUGAUUCAGUCAAGUAAGCAAAAAUUUGGGAGGAUUUCUUCCGAGUCCAUUUUUGGAAGAUUUCAAAUGGGUGCCAUCACAGAUUUCAUGAGAUUUUUCCGGAAUACAAUUUUCUUUCAAUUUUUAAGGCUACAGAUCACGGAUCCAGUCCGAAGCUAUUCUCCACUAGUAAUGAAGUCUAUUGAUCCUCUUCUCUACCGAUAAUUAAGUUCAGUAAGCACCGAAUUUUGCCAUUAAAUUUUGGGAUGACACUUUCGUAACUUUUUGGACGACUUUUUUUUCGAAAUGUCAUUUUCCUGGGAUUUUGAAGGCUACAAGUCACGGAAUCGGCCUGAGGCUAUUCUUCAACGAUGAUUAAGUCCAUUAAGAACUGAGUUUGGGCGGAUUUCUUCUGGGUCCAUUUUCGGCUGAUUCCAAAGGGGUACAAUCACAAAUUUCGGGAGAUUUUCCGAAAUUGCAUUUUUUCGAUUUAGGAGGCUACAGAACACAGAUUCAGCCCGAGACUAUUCUCCACUAAUAAUGAAGUCUAUUGAUCCUAUUCUUACCGAUGAUGAAGUCCAUUAAGCAACAAAUUUGGCCAAUUAAUUUUGGGAUGCCAUUUUCUCGAUAUUUUAAGAGAUAUUUUUUUGUAAGGUCAUUUUCCUAGGAUUUUGAAGGCUACAGAUCACGGAUUCGGCCUGAGGUUAUUCUUCAACAAUGAUAAAUUCAAUUAAGCACCUAUUUGGGCGGAUUUCUUCCAGGUUCAUUUUGACCAGAUUCCAAAGGGGUAUCGUCAUAGAUUUCGAGCGAUUUUUCGAAAUGCCAUUUUCUUUCCAUUUUGGAGGCUACAGAACACGAAUUCAGCCCGAGGCUAUUUUCCACGGAUGAUAAGUCCAUUAACCACCGAUUUGGGCCAAUUUAUUUUCGGAUGACAUUUUUGUAAUUUAUGGGGCGAAGAAAGGCCAUUUUCCUUGGAUUUUGAAGGCUACGGGUCAUGGAUUCGGCCUGAGGCUAUUUUUCAACGAUGAUUAAGUCCAUUAAGCACUGAUUUGGGUGGAUUUAUUCCGGGUAAAUUUUUGGCAGAUUUCAAAGAGGUACCAUCACAGAUUUCGGGUGAUUUUUCCGAAAUGCCAUUUUCUUUCGAUUUUGGAGGCUACAGAUCACGGAAUCAGGCCGAGGCUAUUCUCCACCGAUAAUGAAGUCUAUUGAUCCUAUUCUCCACGGAUGAUAAGUCUAUUAAGCACCGAUUUGGGCCAAUUUAUUUUCGGAUAGCAUUUUCGUAAUUUAUGGGGCGACAAAAUGCCAUUUUCUUUCGAUUCUGGAGGCUACAGAUCAAGAAAUCAAGAAGAGACUAUUCUCCACCAAAAAUGAAGUCUAUUGAUCCUGUUCUCCACGGAUGAUAAGUCCAUUAAGCGCCGAUUUGGGCCAAUUUAUUUUCUGAUGGCAUUUUCGUAAUUUAUGGUGCGACAAAAGGCCAUUUUCUUUGGAUUUUGAAGGCUACGGGUCACAGAUUCGGCGUGAGGCUAUUUUUCAAUGAUGAUUAAGUCCAUUAAGCACCGAUUUGGGCGGAUUUAUUCCGGGUCAUUCUUUGGCAGAUUCCAAAGGGGUUCCAUCACAAAUUUCGAGCGAUUUUUCCGAAAUGCCAUUUUAUUUCGAUUCUGGAGGCUACAGAUCACGAGAUCAGACCGAGGCUAUUCUCCACCAAAAAUGAAGUCUAUUGAUCCUAUUCUCCAUGGAUGAUAAGUCCACUAAGCAAAGAUUUGGGCCAAUUUAAUUUCGGAUGGCAUUUUCGUAAUUUAUGGUGCGGCGAAAGGCCAUUUUCUUUUGAUUUUGAAGGCUACGGAUCACGGAUUCUACCUGAAGCUAUUCUUCAACGAUGAUUAAGUCCAUUAAGCACCGAUUUGGGCGGAAUUAUUGCAAGUCAAUUUUUGGCAGAUUCCAAAUGGGUAGCAUCACAAAUAUCGGGCGAUUUUUCCGAAAUAGCAUUUUUUCUAUUCUGGACGCUACAUAUCACGAAAUCAGGCCGAAGCUAUUCUCCACUGAAAAUGAAGUCUAUUGAUCCUAUUCUCCACGGAUGAUAAGUCCAUUAAGCACCGAUUUGGGUCAAUUUAUUUUUGAAUGGCAUUUUCGUAAUUUAUGGGCCGACGAAAUGCCAUUUUCUUUGGAUUUUGAAGGCUACGGGUCACUAGUUAGGCCUGAAGUUAUUCUUCAACAAUGAUUAAGUUCAUUAAGCUCCGAAUUGGGCGGAUAUAUUCCGGGUCAAUUUUUGGAAGAUUUCAAAGAGGUACCAUCAUAGAUUUCGAGCGAUUUUUCCGAAAUGCCAUUUUUUCGAUUUUGGAGGCUACAGAUCACGAAAUCAGGCCGAGGCUUUUCUCCACAAAAAAAUGAAGACUAUGGAUCCUAUUCUCCAUGGAUGAUAAGUCCAUUAAGCACCGAUUUGGGCCAAUUUAUUUUCGUAUGACAUUUUCGUAAUUUAUGGGGCGACGAAAUGCCAUGUUCUUUGAAUUUUGAAGGCUACGGGUCACUGCUUCACCCGGAGGCUAUUUUUCAACGAUAAUUAUGUCCAUUAAGCAACGAUUUUUGCGGAUUUAUGCCAGGUCAAUUUUGUGCAGAUUCCAAAGGGGUACCAUUGCAGAUUUCGAGCGAUUUUUCCGAAAUGUCAUUUUCUUUCGAUUCCGGAAGCUACAUAUCACGGAAUCCUAUUCUCCACGGAUGAUAAGUCCAUUAAGCACCGAUUUGGGCAAAUUUAUUUUCGGAUGAAAUUUUUCGUAAUUUAUGGGACGACGAAAGGUCAUUUUCUUUGGAUUUUGAAGACUACCGGUCACGGAUACGGCCUGAGGCUAUUCUUCAAUGAUGAUUAAGUUCAUUAAACACCGAUUUGGUCGGAUUAAUUCCGGGUUAAUUUUUGGCAGACUCCAAAGGGGUACCAUAACAGAUUUUGUGCGAUUUUUCCGAAAUGCCAUUUUCUUUCGAUUCUGGAGGCUACAGAUCUCGGAAUCAGGCCGAGGCUAUUCUCCACUGAUAACGAAGUCUAUUGAUCUUAUUCUCCACGAAUGAUAAGUCCAUUAAGCACCAAUUUGGGCCAACUUAUUUUCGGAUGGCAUUUUCGUAAUUUGUGGGGCGACGAAAGGCCACUUUCUUUGGAUUUUUGAAUGCUACGCGUCACGGGUUCGGACCGUGGCUAUUCUUAAACGAUGAUUAAGUCCAUUAAGCAUCGAUUUGGGCGGAUUUAUUCCUGGUCAAUUUUUGGCAGAUUCCAAAGGGGUACCAUCACGGAUUUCGAGCUUUUUCCGAGAUGCCAUUUUCUUUCGAUUGUGGAGGCUACAGAUCACGGAAUCAUACUGAGGCUAUUCUCCAACGAUAUUGAAGUCUAUUGAUCAUAUUCUCCACGGAUAAUAAGUCCAUUAAUAACUGAUUUGGGCCAAUUUAUUUUCGGAUGACAUUUUCGUAAUUUAUGGUGCGACAAAAGGACAUUUUCUUUGGAUUUUGAAGGGUAUGGGUUACAGAUUCUACCUGGGGCUAUUCUUCAACGAUGAUUAAGUCUAUUAAACACCGAUUUGGGCGGAUUUAUUCCCAGUCAAUUUUUGGCAGAUUCCAAAGGGAUACCAUCAAUGAUUUGGGCUAUUUUUCCAAAUGCCAUUUUCUUUCGAUUCCGUAGGCUACAAAUCACGGAAUCAGGCCGAGGCUAUUAUCCGCCGAUAAUGAAGUCUAUUGAUCUUAUUCUCCACGGAUGAUAAGUCUAUUAAGCACCGAUUUGGGCCAAUUUAUUUUUCUGAUGGCAAUUUCGUAAUUUAUGGGGCGACGAAAGGCAAUUUUCAUUGGAUUUUGAGUGCUAUGUGUCACGGAUUUGGCCUGAGGCUAUUUUUCAAUGAUGAUUAAGUCCAUUAAGCACCGAUUUAGGCGAAUUUAUUUUGGGUCAAUUUUUGACAGAUUCCAAAGGGGUACCACCAUAAAUUCGAGCGAUUUUUCAUAAAUGCCAUUUUCAUUCGAUUCUGGAGGCUACAGAUCACGAAAUCAGGCCGAGGAUAUUCUCCACCGAUAAUGAAGUCUAUUGAUCCUAUUAUCCGCUGAUGAUAAGUCCAUUAAGCACCGAUUUGGGCCAAUUUAUUUUCGGUUGGAAUUUUCGUAAUUUAUGGGACGACGAAAGGUCAUUUUCUUUGGUUUUGAAGACUACUAGUCACAGAUUCGGCCUGAGGCCAUUCUUCAACGAUGAUUAAGUUCAUUAAACACCAAUUUGGUCGGAUUAAUUCCAGGUCAAUUUUUGGCAGACUCCAAAGUGGUACCAUAACAGAUUCGUGCGAUUUUUCAGAAAUUCCAUUUUCUUUCGAUUCUGGAGGCUACAAAUCACGGAAUCGGGCCGAGGCUUUUCUCCACCGAUAAUGAAUUCUAUUGAUCCUGUUCUCCAUGGAUGAUAAGAAAAUUAAGCACCGAUUGGGGCCAAUUUAUUUCCGGAUGGCAUUUUCAUAAUUUAUGGGCGACGAAAGGCCAUUUUCUUUGGAUUUUGAAGGCUACGGGUCACGAAUUCGGCCUGAGGCUAUUGUUCAACGAUGAUUAAGUACAUUAAGCAUUGAUUUGGAAGGAUUUAUUCUGGGUCAAUUUUUGGCAGAUUGCAAAGGGGUACCAUCACAGAUUUCGGGCGAUUUUUCCGAAAUGCCAUUUUCUUUCGAUUAUGUUGGCUACAGAUCACGGAAUCAUACUGAGGCUAUUCUCCACCGUUAUUGAAGUCUAUUGAUCAUAUUCUCCACGGAUGAAAAGUCCAUUAAGCACCGAUUUGGGCCAAUUUAUUUUCGGAUGGCAUUUUCGUAAUCUAUGGUGCGGCAAAAGGACAUUUUCUUUGGAUUUUGAAGGCUACGGGUUACAGAUUCUACCCCGGGCUAUUCUGCAACGAUGAUUAAGUCUAUUAAGCACCGAUUUGGGCGGAUUUAUUCCCAGUCAAUUUUUGGCAGAUUCUAAAGGGGUACCAUUACAGAUUUCGGUCGAUUUUUCCGAAAUGCCAUUUUCUUUCGAUUUCGGAGGCUACAGAUCACGGAAUCAAGCCAAGGCUAUUAUCCACCGAUAAUGAAGUCUAUUGAUCCUA
Messenger RNA from Linum trigynum, 5242 nucleotides. NCBI's taxonomy places the organism in Eukaryota, Viridiplantae, Streptophyta, Magnoliopsida, Malpighiales, Linaceae. The record is from the annotation of a GenBank genome assembly.